Rotaria sp. Silwood1 is the source of this 492-nucleotide messenger RNA. Lineage: Eukaryota; Metazoa; Rotifera; Eurotatoria; Philodinida; Philodinidae. The record is from the annotation of a GenBank genome assembly.
AUGGGUACUGGAACUCAAUUAAAUACAUCAACUGAAAAUAUCAUUACUCAACGAAAAUUUCGUUCAAUUAUUCAUUAUUUUAAAACAUUUUCACAUGUUCAAGAUUGUGAACAAUAUAUACGACAAAAAACAAAAGAUGAUCGAAUAUUUUUAAUUGUCAAUGGACGAUUUGGUCAAGAAAUAGUACCACGUAUUCAUCAAUUUCGACAAAUUUUUUCUAUUUAUGUUUAUUAUCAAGACAAGGAAAAAAAUGAAGAAUGGGCUAAAAAAUUUAUUAAGGUGAGUGGUGUAUUUAACAAAUUAGAGAUACUUAUUAAUCGAGUUCAAUCAGAUUAUAUAAAACGAAUUCAAUAUAAAGUUGAUGAUUCAUUUCCAUUAAAUAUAUGUAAAAAAAAUAAUUUAUCAAAUAAUUUAAUUCAUGAUGAAUUUUUUCAUUCACAAUUACUUGUUGAUUAUCUUGUUCAUAUGAAAACACUCUAUCAAAUGAUAUAA